This is a messenger RNA of Leptidea sinapis, 5645 nucleotides long. It is a transcript of the gene qin, whose product is annotated as RING finger protein 17. The record is from RefSeq and is a predicted model, not a curated record. Gene Ontology annotation, molecular function: zinc ion binding. NCBI's taxonomy places the organism in Eukaryota, Metazoa, Arthropoda, Insecta, Lepidoptera, Pieridae. The transcript is spliced from 23 exons. The coding region runs from base 459 to 5531 and encodes 1690 amino acids.
GCGACAUUUCUUUUCUAUUAUCUCUUAUAUAUAUAUAUAUCUAUUAUAUACUAUAUUCUAUGGCACCAGGCACUCCCGUUUGUGAAAUGAAGUGGUUAUGCUCUCUUUGUCGAUCGCGGAUCCGGGAUCGGUUUCAUUUGUUAAUUAUUGUUAGAAUUGUUUGAAUGUUUGAUUACCGGCGUUGGCUCAGAUUACGUAUUUCUGUUUGUCACUUUGUAAUUUGUAUUAAUAUGUUUUUAUUACGUUUGAAUUGAUAAGAAUUUGUGCCUAUGUAGCUAUUUCAUUACAGUAAAUAAUAUAAAUUAUUUGAGAAGUAAUUAAUUGAUAGUUAGCAUUUGUUUUCCAAAUUGGAUCCGAAAAACUUCAUAGACUUUUUAUCACUGUAAAUAAGCUGUUUUUGAUCAUACAGCAUAUGCUAUGAAAAACAUCUUUACAUAAGAUAAAAUAACAUAAUUAUCAUGGGCAAAAUAGUAAAGGUUUGUCCGAAUUGUUGUCAGCUUUAUCACCUAAAGGCUCUUGACCGAAAAGCAUAUGGUAACAUUCCAUUGUUUCUCUCAUGUGGGCACUCAAUGUGUGAAACUUGUGUGAGGAAUUUGGUAAAAUUUGCUGAACCAAUAGAAUGCAAAACAUGCCAUCAAGAUAUGACCCUUGAUGUAAAAGAACUGGCUUCCUUGGUGGAGAACAAGGUCUCACUAUAUGAUCUGUUUCCUAUCAAUGUUUACAUGCUUGGAGAGUUGGCAAAACAAUAUAUUAAUCAGCCAAGUAAUGAAAAUAAAAAUAAAGAAGAUGGGAAAUGUUACAUUGAUCUCGAAGCUAUAGUUAAAAGCACUGAAACUACCGAAGGACACUGUUUGGAGUGCCAUGCACCUACAAUUAAGAUGUGUAAACAGUGUAAUAUUGUACUGUGUUUGAACUGUUUCAACAGGACCCACAAAAACUUUGUGAUAUUUAAGGAUCAUAUCCUUCAGAAUAUUGAAUUGAAUAUUGUACCAAGCACAUGCAAUCAACAUAAAGAUAAACCACAGGACUACUACUGCAAGACAUGCCAAAAACCAGUCUGCAUGGACUGUUUUAUGGUUGGCGGUGAGAAGUCUUGCAAAAACCAUGAUGUUGUUUCCAUUCAAGAAGUGAAUGAAGUAUUUAUCACAGAACUCACAGAAAUUGUGCCAAAGAUUGAUGAAUUAUAUAGGAGACUGACAAAGACUGCAGUUGAAAUCGGAAAUUCCCUGCAAAAUAUGCAAAAUGAAAACGAAACUACAGAUCUGACAAAACUGAUGAACACUAUUGAUCAACAUUACUCCAAACUGACGUCACAAAUUGAUAAACAGAAGGCGGAUGUUACAACUCUGUUAUGUAAACUGGCGACUGCGGAAAAUGAUUCAUUGGUAAAGGCCAAAGCAGAAGUUGAGAAUUCUAUAAAGAAAGCUGCAAAAUUUUCAAAUGCUGUUAAGCAACUGGAUCCUAAUCAACUAAAGAAGGUCAAUGUAUCAGCAAUACUUGAAGAUGCCAAGAGGCUGUUGGAGGCACCAUGGUAUUUGAAUAAGGGUGGAUCAAAUGAUGCUAUCAAAUUAUCAGUGAAGGAAGAACUGUAUGAACCAUUAAAAGACUAUGUGAGUUUGGAAGGCGUCAAUGAUGUGUCGUAUAAACUUUGUUCUACUUCGGAGUUGAAGGAGAAAAAUAUUGAUCUACCGGAAGCGCCUAAUACACCUGUGUUUCCGCCAAAGAUGAUUGCAGAUGUUAGAGAAAACGCAAAGCCGACUGACAAAGAGGUCACGAGAGCCCCAACACUUUACAAGACGGCACCAAAGUAUCACACCAAGACUGGAUCCUGUUCGUCCCUCAACUCGAUUAACAGUGAUUCAUCACUAAACUGCUACAACUCCUACAUUCAAUAUAAAAAACCCAUGAUACAACAAGUUCAGCCCUUUUUGGAGAGUCAACACCCAAGACAACUUGAAGAAGGUAGCCAAGAGCUAGUAUACAUAACCCACAUAGUGGAUCCUCACAAUUUCUUCGUGCAGCGCGCCUGUCAUCAAUCUAAGGUCCAGGAACUGUUGAGGGAGUUCCGAAACGCCAAGUCGACCCCAAUGCCGUCUGCUAAUCAUAUCACUGAAGGAAAGGUGUACCUCGUGUAUAGCCGGUCAGAUCAACUUUGGUUCCGGUGCCGCAUCAUGAACAUUGACCGCAGCAAACCCAACGCGAUUGAGUACCAGGUGUUCUGCAUUGAUUUCGGCGUCACCGAGAGUGUCCCUAUUGAUCAACUUCGUGUCCUACCGCCGGUGCGCGUGCAUACUCCACCGCCAUUCGCCAUCAACUGUUCGCUCGCUAACUGUGAACCCAAGAAUGGCAUAUGGUCCAGUGAUGAUGCUUUCCUGAUACAGAAAAUCAUUGAUAACAAGCAGGCAGUGAUCCACGUGCGCCGGCUCCGCGCGCCGGCCGGCGGCGGCGUGAAGCUCGAGUGUGACGUCACGACGUUCGAGCACGGCGUCAGCGUGGCGCACGCACUCGUGUUCCACGGCGGCGCCAUGAUGCCGCAGAGGCUGCCGUAUCCAAAGGCGCAGGGAAUUGCAGAGAAGCCCAAAAUAUUUAUCAGCAACAAUGACUUCAAGCAAAACUCAAUUGAAGAGGUGAUGAUCACGCAUAUUGUGAGCCCGGACAAUUUUUUCAUUCGAAAGUGCCAUCAGCAAGGUGUAUACGAAAAGCUUUGUGCAGACUUAGAACAGGAAUAUCACACGCACUUGCAGAGCAACUACAUAUACUUACCCGAGAAAAAUAUGGCGUGCGUGGCGCGGCCUGACAAGAACAGCAAUGAGUGGUUCCGGGCCGUCAUCAAGGACACGCCGGGCCAGGGCCGCGUGCGGAUCGUGCUGCUCGACUGCGGCGCCACGCUGUUGCUGCACUGGACCGCGCUGCGCAGGAUACACCCCAAGUUCACAACACUCAAAGCGCUUGCAACAGAGUGUCAUUUGGCCGGUGUGACACCUGUUAACAAUAUGUGGAGUCAAGGCUCCGUUGCGUUGCUGAAGAGGUUUGAAAACAAAUCGUUGGAACUUCACGUCGAGGAUAACAGGAAUCGUAACUCCAUCGGGGUCACACUCUACGAUAAGACUGAUCCCGACAAUGAGCUGUGUGUCAACAAACUGAUGGUUCAGCACAAGUAUGCCGUUACUUUCGGAAUAUACAGGUUCAAUGAUACUGAUCACACUGAGCAAGUGUAUAUAAAAAAGUCACCUAAGCUUACUGAAAAACCGAUUCCAAAAGGAAACAAUAAAAAAAAGGCAGUCGCUGCAACAUCAAAGCAAUCUACUGACACUGAAGAUGAUUUGAAAGCGAAACACAAGGGACCUCUACGGUUGGAAGCUAAAGUACUCAACUGUCAAUCACCAUCAUUGAUCUAUGUAUCGCUGGUUCAGCAGCAGAAGACAUACAAUGAAAUGUUUGAUAGCAUUCAAAAGUAUUAUUCAAAGGCUACCGAUGCGCAAGUGAAGUGGAAUGUAGGUGACCGUUGCGUCUGUUUGUGUAUUCAAUCUAAAACAUGGAGGCGCGCAGCGAUACUAGAAAUAAUGGAGGAUAAUGUUAAAGUUUUCUACUCGGACUUUGCUUUUGUAGAAACCGUUCCAAUGAACAGCUUGAGGAAGCUGGCUAAAGAGUUUACGGAGAUCGGUGACGGUGCAAUUAUGUGCCACUUGUAUGGCGUGACUCCGGCCGUGGGCGAGGAAUGGCCUUCUCUCACCAAGGAAUUCCUGAAGGAAUUAUUAGAUGCGUAUCAACGCAUUUUCAUUACUAAAACUGGGAGUUUUAAAGGAAAGAGUAUGCCAGUCGAGCUGUGGGUAUACCACACCAUACAGGGUGGUGCACUUGAACCCAAUAAAUCGGAAUGGCGAUGUCUGAAUAAGAAGAUUAUAGAACAAGGAUUAGCGAUUCCUGAUAGGAGUGAAGAGGCCACCUUGGACACGGACACUGAAAAAACUGGAGACAACGCGCUUGCGUUUCUCAACAUGGCCGGCUCAGUGAACGAUUGGUUGCAGAUCGAAUCCCUACCGAGCAAACCAUUUCAGGCUAUACAAGAUAUGGCGCACAGCUCCAAUCGGACGACACCCGACCCGGGAGAACCAGGAACUUCGAAUACGCCGAACGUAGAGUUAAUAUCGGACUGGAAGCAAGCUGAUGAUCUCAAGAGUAACGAAUUUACGGCUAUUCCUACAAAUAUUGAUGACAACGCCAUAAUCUAUUUGCACGAGAUCGACCAAGAAGCUACGUUGGAAAUGAUUCGCAAAGCAUUAGAUGUCCGUUUUCAAAAACCCGACCCUAAGGCCAAAUACGCAAAAUGGACGGUGGGCGAGCCAUGUAUAGCUCAAUUCUACCUCGAUAAUAAAUUUCAUAGGGCUCGUGUUGUAGAAGUCAACGAUAGCUCGACAUGUCGCGUGCACUUUGUAGACUACGGUAACGAAGAAGUUUGCAGUUUUGAAAAUAUGAGAAAGAGCAUUUUGAUGUACCAAAUACCAAUUCAGAGUCACAAAUGCGUUAUGAGUAGAAUAAAACCCAUUGGUAAAAAAUGGGACGUUCAGAUAUUGGAGUAUAUUCAUAAAGCGAUUGUGGAUAAGCAAUGUUUUGUAAAAGUUAUUGGCGAAACAGUUGACGGGAUUACACCUAUCGACCUGAAGAUUGAUAAACUUUGGAUGAGCGAUCAUUUGGUGGAUCUUGGAGUGGCAAAAUAUACCGACGGUAGCAAAACAGUAGUCAGGAAAUACGCGCCAAGUAUGAAAUCUCCAGAACCAGUUGAUGAAUCUGACUCCGGGCCAGAUUAUAUAAUCUCGAAAGACGAUAAUUUUGAAAAGUCUUCUGAUUUCUCACUGCCAGGCCAUGGCGACAGUAUCGAAGUCCAAGACUGGAACAAACUAAUGAAGGACGACGACGAAGACGAAGAUUGCGAGUUUGUUUCUUACACACCUUACAAUGAGACUGAAUUUGAAUGUAACGUUACUGUUGUCAAUGACGUGAACACACUUGAAUUGAGCAUCGUCUGGGAUCAUGAUAAAAAUUUACAAUACGAAAAAAUAUUCAAAGAGUUAGAAGAAGAAGGCAGUAAUUUCAAUCCUCUUAAUGGAAUUUUAGCAAAUAAAGCGUGUGCCGCAAUUUUCCCCGACGACGGGUUGUGGUAUAGAGCUGCUAUUCUGCAGUACAGCCAAGUAAAAGGUCAAGUGAAAGUUAAAUAUGUGGAUUAUGGUAAUAUCGCUGUAGUGUCGCUAGCAGAUGUUCGAGAAAUAACCGAUAAAUAUUUACAAUUACCGCCGGCUACCAUAUCUGCUAAAUUGCACGAUGUCACUGUUAAUCCUGCUAUUGAUGUCUCCAAAGUUGCAGAAGAAUACUCGAAAGUAUUUUUAGAUAAUGGCCCAUUCCAUGCUAAAGUUAUGCAAUGGGAUGGUGAUAUUCCGUCUGUUCAAUUGAAGAUCAAUGACGAAUUAGCUUAUAAGAGUCUUUAUGAAAAACGUAUAUUUUUAAAAAAAGGUAAUCCUGAAGUCAAACUUUAACUUUUACCAAGUACAACCUUUUUUUUUCUAAUUAUUAAACUAAGAUUACAGAGUCGUUAUGUUUUUUCUUUAAGUUGUGUUACUUUUAUUCGUUAAAUAAAUACUCAUAUGAAA